Messenger RNA from Micropterus dolomieu (smallmouth bass), 1606 nucleotides. RefSeq names its product serine racemase (gene srr). Gene Ontology annotation, molecular function: threonine deaminase activity; pyridoxal phosphate binding; L-serine ammonia-lyase activity. The transcript is spliced from 7 exons. NCBI's taxonomy places the organism in Eukaryota, Metazoa, Chordata, Actinopteri, Centrarchiformes, Centrarchidae. The coding region runs from base 164 to 1135 and encodes 323 amino acids. Gene Ontology annotation, biological process: L-threonine catabolic process; L-serine catabolic process. The record is from RefSeq and is a predicted model, not a curated record.
GCCAUAUUUGAGGUCCAUUUAAUAAUAACUUCCGACUAGAAACUAGUUUGAAACUGGAACUAGUAAGCUGGGGGGGGGCGCCAAAAUUGUAACACUAAAUCACGGACCACAUCACGGAGCUGUCACUGUUUAAAGUAACUGAAAAAUCCAAACAAAUAGUAAGAUGGGAGAGGUGUCUGCAGAAGCCGUCACCCUGGAUCUGCUGAGAGGAGCCAGCGAGACAGUGAGGAGCAGCCCGCUGGGUGUCAUCAACACUCCCAUGAUCCCCUGGUGCCAGACAACCCUGCCUCUCAACAUCCACUGCAACAUCCACAUCAAGCUGGAGAACAUGCAGAGAACUGGGUCGUUUAAGAUCAGAGGAGUGGCCAAUCAGUUUGCCAGGAGGCAGAAGGAUGGUCAUUUUGUGACCCUGUCUGCUGGGAACUAUGGGAAGUCUUUUGCGUAUGCCUCAAAACACUAUGGGUUAAAGAGCAAGGUGGUGAUGCCAGACACUGCCCCAGUGUCCAGAUCCAUCCUCAUACAGAGUUUGGGGGUAGAGGUAGAGCGAGUUCCCAACUCUAGUCUGAUGAAUGUUGUGAACCGCUGCGUUCAGGAGGACAACAUGACCCUCCUGCACCCCUAUGAUGACCUGGAUCUGAUAGCAGGACACGCCAGCCUAGGUAUGGAGGUGCUAGCAUUGGUGCCCGAGCCUGAUGUGGUGGUGGUGUGCUGUGGUGGAGGGGGGUUGCUGGCCGGUGUAGCUUCUGCCAUCAAACUGUCAGGCUGUGAUAAAACCAGAAUCUACGGUGUGGAACCAGAAGGAGCCUGCACCAUGUACAAAAGUUUCAUUGAGAAGAAGCCGGUGAGCAUGGACACCAAGAGCAUCGCAUCAGGACUUGCACCACCUUUUGCAGGCACACUGACCUUCAAGUUGUGUCAGCGUUACGUGGAGGGGAUCGUCCUUAUAAAUGAUGCAGAGAUCAAGGCAGCGGUGUCCACCCUCUACAAGUCUGGACUCGUGGUGGAGCCGUCAGGAACCGCUGCGUUCGCUGCCAUCGUUAACGACAAGAUACCCGAGCUGGAGGGGAAGAAUGUGGUGUGCAUCCUCAGCGGAGGGAACAUUGGGAAAGACGAGCUCGCUAACUUUCUAGACUGACAAAUGCACACAACUAUAAUGUGACUAGGUCUUACAAGAAGAUGAACAACUUUUCAGGUCUUCAGAUUUAGCAUCCCUAUACUGGCGAUAAAAACUGGUCAUUCAAGGUGAUUUAAUGGAAAAAGGCCUAACUGUUUUAGAUAACCAGUACAUUUAAUAUUCUUGUCUUCUAACAGGGUUUGACUUAAAUUUGGCCCGACUCUGAAUCUUUCAUGUCAGUGUUGUGGAUACCAGAUGCAUUUUAAAAACAGAUCCUCUUGAGAUCAAGCUAAUAUUUGGCCCAGAGCAUUUUGGAUUCAUUAUUCACCAACUUACUUUACAUCACUGUCCCCCCGCUGUCAAAAAGCCUAGAGCCGAUCUUCAACUUUCAUACAAAAAUAAUUGUCAUCAAAAAGGUUCAAAGAAAUACUGAGAGGCAUGAGAAGUUACCAUAGGAACUCGGGAUGAUGCUAAAUAAAGUGUUAUGACUUC